This is a messenger RNA of Rosa rugosa (rugosa rose), 2663 nucleotides long. Its product is annotated as anthocyanidin 3-O-glucosyltransferase 5-like. Bases 401 to 1816 code for a protein of 471 amino acids. The transcript has 2 exons. The record is from RefSeq and is a predicted model, not a curated record. NCBI's taxonomy places the organism in Eukaryota, Viridiplantae, Streptophyta, Magnoliopsida, Rosales, Rosaceae. Gene Ontology annotation, molecular function: UDP-glycosyltransferase activity.
GGCCACGAAAAUACACCUAACAAAUCGGUUUCUCGUUAGUUUGGGAUUACGGGACCGUGGAACCCCACAUUCGGAAUGACACAAGAACAUUAACAAUUUUUAAAUGAUACCAAAUUUAUAAUUUAAUCCUUCUUUCUAAGCUAAUUAGUUUUUACUUUUUUGGUGAUACAUAAGGACAUAAAAUCCAAAGAUAGUACACCUAACAAUUACUUUAUUCUUCUUCUUUUUUUUUUUUUAGAAUUAACAAUUACUUUAUUCGUUGAAGAUUAUUUUGUUUAGUACUGCUGACAUCCUGGUUAACGAUUAACUUUCAUUCUUCAUAAACCCAGUUCUGCACCUUCUGGCAUUCCCAGUUCUGUCUUCUCACAAAAACGAGAAAAAAAAAAAAAAUCACCUGGUGAUGGCGGUGGAUGGAAAAGACACCCAGAAGCCACACGUAGCGGUGCUAUCGAGUCCGGGCAUGGGUCACGUGACCCCUCUCCUCGAGCUAGCCAAACGGCUGGUCGUCGACCUCGGCUUCCAGGUCAGCUUCCUUGCAAUCACCACCGAUGCACCACCCGCGCAGCUUCAGCUGCUCAACAACAACCCCACCCUCCCUUCCGAUCUCCACGUCAUCCACCUCCCUCAUGUUGAUAUGUCAAGCAACGACAGCAUAGCAAUUCGGAUCCUUCAAAUUGUCCGAGAGAGCCUUCGUUUACUGCCCUCGGUGCUAACCAACUUAAACUCACACAAACCGCCGCCAAAGGCUCUAAUCGUCGAUCCGUUUUGUGCCGAAGCCCUUGAGACCGCCAGCGACCACUCUAUCCCAACGUAUCUUUUCUUGACCGCCUCCGCUUCAUUUCUGGCGUUGACCAUUUACUUCCCUACGCUUCAUGCAGAGGUCAAAGGAGAUUAUGGUAAAAUCAAAGAGAGGGUUUUUCUUCCAGGUUGCAUGCCCUUGUGGGUUGACGAUCUUCUCCCUGAUGUUCUGGUACCAGAAGUCUUGCCUCUAUGCAACCGGUUCCCACUCGUCAAGGGCAUUUUCGUGAACACAUGGGAAGAACUCGAGCCGGUACCGCUUUGCGCAUUUAAAAACCACCCUUUCUUUGUCAAUCUGCCGAUGCCGACGGUUCAUCCCAUCGGACCCCUAACCAAAGACAAAGAGGUUGACGUGGAAUCGGAGUUGCUGACGUGGCUGGACAAGCAGCCGUGUGACUCGGUUGUUUACUUGUCGUUCGGCAGCGGAGGGACGCUGUCGGCGGAGCAGAUGGUGGAGUUGGCUCAUGGGUUGGAGCUGAGUGGAAAACGAUUCCUCUGGGUGGCGAGACCUCCCGGAGCGGAUGGUGCUUCGGGAAGCUUCUUCGAAGUUGGUGGUGAUGUUUCCCUUACGGCGUCGUAUUUGCCGGAUGGGUUUCUGGAGAGGACACGAGGGGCGGGGCUGGUGACGGCGACGUGGGCCCCGCAAGUGGCGGUGUUGAGCCACCCCUCGGUGUGUGGGUUUGUGACGCACUGCGGGUGGAACUCUGUGAUGGAGAGCGUGGUGCACGGGGUGGAGAUGGUGGCGUGGCCGCUUUACGCGGAGCAGAAGAUGAAUGCGAGGGCGUUGGUGGAGAUGGGAGUGGCGGUGAGGCCGGAGGCGGGAGAGGAGGGAGUUGUGGGGAGGGCGGAGGUGGAGAGGGUGGUGAGGUUGGUGGUGGAAGGCGAGGAAGGGAAGGAGAUGAGGGGGAGGGUGAGAAAGAUGCAGCAGAGUGCGGUGGAGGCUUUGGGUGGUGGUGGGUCAUCUGGCGGGUGUCUAAGUCGCUUGGGGAAGGAGUGGAGGGAUGGAAGUACAGGUUGAUGGAAUGUGGGAUUUCGCCUAUUAAUUAAGGGCAAUGAUAUAGGGCCUCAAUGAGGCCUAAGAUUUGUGGCCUCAAAUCCUAGGUGUCAUGCCAUUGUGCAGGAGAAAUUAGUUGAGGUCGGGCGUACAUGGAGUCGAGGCAUAGUCAACAGUAUGGCUUCCGCAAUUGCCUUGAAUUAGGUUUUCCUCAUUUACCUUUCUAUUAGAAUUGCUCUGAUUACCUGCGGAAUUAAGGUUAUUAAGUUGAGAUUUGUGUGUUGUGAAUUUGGUUGAUGUUGUUUGGGGGAGCAGGGUGGCUCCAGGAGAAUAAGGAUGGAUGAUUUAGAAGUGUAAAUUUUCUUUCUACAGGUUUUGGGUUGUCCACUUUAGGGGAAGUUCUGCCUAAUUUUCGGUUGAAUUUUCGGUAGAAUUUCUUCUACGGUGGGCCCCGCAGGUCCACUUCGGAUUUCAGGGUGAAAUUCGGGGCGGGUCCUGUCAAUAAGAUUGUCUUUUUCACAAGAAUUACAUGUCAUGAUUUGACAAAUUAGUGAUGUGUGUAGGUGAUAUGGCAUGACACCUAAGAUUGAGGCCACAAAUCUUAGGCCUCAUUGAGGCCACAAAUCAUUUUCCAUUAAUUAAUUACUGUAGCUUGUGAUUUAUGAACAGCAUAUGCCUUCGUAAUGUUUCAUUUCAUGUUUGUUUUGAAUGAUGACGACAAUAUUUCCGGGGCUUUGUGAAAUGUUAAUAAUAGCUACAAUUCCAAGAUUUUGGGCUGAAAACUAGUAUGUAAUAAGUGAAGAAUUAUUAUUAUACAUGCAUACAUUUAAAACUCGUGGACUGUUCAUUCAACCGUUCAUUUAACAGUAAA